AAUUUCGUUCUUACAGGUCGCCGCCGUGAACGACCUUCACCUUUCAAAACAAAAAUCUGUUGAAAUUUGUGUAAAAAUGUUUGACAAAAAUUUACUAUUGGUUGGAAGCUUAUCAAGUAUCUUUGCUGCAACUGUUUAUAUAUUUUGGGGGCCAUCAAGUAAAACAAAUAAAAAAGCUCUAUGUAGAGGUUUAGAGAAUUUGGGAAAUACAUGUUUCAUGAAUGUUGUUUUACAAGCAUGGGCAUCUACACCAUCAGUUGUAUCAUGGUUGAAUGAAUUUAUUGAGAAAAAUACAGAAAAUGCUCACAGGCAAUGCCUAGCUAGACCAUUACUUAGAACUCUUAAUGUACUAAAUAACAAAGAAGAAGAUUGUGGGGACGUCCAUUCACCAGCUGAUAUCAUAGGAGCCCUAAGGUCAAGAAGAUGGGUCAUUUCACAUGACCAGCAGGACGCUCAUGAGUUGUUUAAUGUGUUCACAUCCACAUUGGAUGAGGAGAAUGCAAAGUUUCCGAGGAUACUGCCAUUGUUUGAACUUCCAGCACUCGAGAACUCAAACCUUAAGUAUCAGCCAUCUAACAUGGCUUCAUCAAAGACCAGAGGUCUGUUACCAGUGUUGCCGUGCAGGGAGUUGGACAAUCCAUUCCGUAUGUUGUUUGCCAGUCAGCUGGAGUGUGUGGACUGUAAAUACCGACAUCCUGUCAGAUAUGAUCUCAGUGACAGUCUCUCUCUUAGCUUUCCUAAAACAGCUUGGAGUGCAAUUAAACUGGAGGUAUUGUUACAAAGAUUUAUCACCUCAGAGAUAGUACAAGACGUAGACUGUCCGGGAUGUAAAAAAAUACAAGCCCAGAAAAUAAAAAGGUUAAAAGAGGAAGAUGGACUGGAAACUAACACAUUGUUUGUUGAAAACCCAAAAUCUUCUUGUUUGAAAAGACUCACAAUUGGAAAGUUACCCCAGUGUUUAUGCUUACACAUGCAACGAACACAGUGGUUGGACAGUGGAAUUCCGUUGAAGAAAUACGAACAUGUGGUAUUCCCAGAAGUUUUACAAAUGGAGGAUUACGUGUAUACAAAGUGCGAGAAAUCUGCUAGAAACGGUCUUCUAGGUGGGAAAGCUUUAUUUGGGAAUACAGUCAUUCCGUUGCCAUCACAACCACCAGUACUAUCACCUACAUCCGGUCACAUAACUCUUCUACGUGCUUUGAAUUACGAUUCCCGUAUCUCAUCACACGGUCUUUUCCUCCGCCCGUCAUCGCCCGCCUCUAGUCAGUCCGCAACGGGCCAAACAGUAACUAGUCAUCAUACAAACGUACAGUCAGACAUUAACCAUAACAGUCCGAAAUCGCAGGACUAUACUUACAAACUUACAGCUGUAGUGACUCACCUUGGAGACGUUUUUUCCGGACAUUUUGUAACAUAUCGUAGAAGUCCGUCAACGAAAGCUGGGAACAAGUACAGUUCGAAAUGGCUGUGUACGUCAGAUCAUGCCGUAAAGGAAGUGACAUUUGAUGAAGUUCUAUCAACAGAAGCUUACAUGUUAUUCUAUGAAAGACUCUGAUCGUGACCUUUGACCUUUUUGCAGUUAUACAUGAUUUUUUACCAUUCCAGCAUUUGACAGUUUUUUAAAGCAUUUUUAAGCAUAAUAGUCAUGAUCUGGUAUACCAUAUUAAAUAACGCUGCACAAAUGAUAAAACAUAACCAAUGGAUAUGUGUUCAUUCCAUAUAACUAAAGUUUUUAGUGUAAGUAUGCACCCCACCCACUUUUAGAGUUACUUUUCACCUUGUGUGUUACAUGUUUGUAUGUUAUCAAAACCAUGACAACGGGAUUUUAUUUGUGAACCUUAUGAUAUUACUAUACACCAGUCUAAGUUAAGAUCAUCCAGCAUAUUUUGUUUUUUAAGUUUUGCAUAUUCAUGCCAAGAUAUAUAAACAUUUUAAGUAUUAAGUAUUUUAUUUUUCUAGUCCUCAUUUUAUCUUUCAUUGUUACUGAUUUUAUUUUAUUUGAAUUUGAUUUUAUAAAAACUAAAUGACCUGAAUUUAGAUUUUACAAAAAAGAAGUGCCCUGAAUUUUAUUUUUUUUAAUAAGUGACCUGAAUUUAAUUUUACAAAAAAGUAAGUGCCAUGAAUUUAGUUUUACAAAAAAAGAUGCCCUGAAUUGGAUUUUACAGAUAUCUAUUGCCCCGAAAUAAAUGUUUCAGACAAUAAAUGAGUGGAAUAUGAAUUCUAAGAUAUUAGAAAAAAUUCAUUCUUAGAAAUAGAAUAAUUUGCCAAUAAGAUAUGUUGUAUAAAUUACAAUGUAUAUCAUUUAAGUGAAGUUAUGUAGAGGCUCUGCCACUUAGAAAUUUUGAAAGUUUGAUAAUUUUGUUUUAAAAGUCAACUUUGUGUUAUUCCUAAUUGAACAAAUUGAUGACUUUCACCACAUGUUUAAAUAUCAUUUAAAUUUGUUAUGAAUAUCCCAUUGUAAUUAUUAUCUUGGACUAGGGAUGACUUUUUCACUACUUUUAUGCCAUGUUUAGUGUGCCAAAUUAAGACCACAUAUAUAACUUACUAUUGGCGGGAUACGUUUUAGUGCAUUACUAUGAAUUUAAGACAACUAUUUUGGCAUAUGUAUGCAAAGUAGUCAAUUUGAAGUGAAUGCAUACUACUAUAUGUUGAUUGAUAAGUAAAUUGAAUUACUUUGAAAGGCAGACAGACUUAAGGAUAUAUUUUGUAUAAUCAAUAUGUCCAGUCUUUACUUUGGAACUGUACUUUGGUUGUUUCCAUAUCAAAAUGUUAAAAUUGAGUAGUCAGCAGCAUAGAGCCUGGAUAGAUGGUAGUCAUGGUACUUAUUUCUCAGGCUGACUUGGCUGGCUCCAUACUGGUGGCAUAGUCAAGUAUGAAUCUCUGUUAUGUGACUCUAAUGGUGCUGGAACUGAAAAUGAUUGGUCUUUGGCUCCAGCAUAAAUAAAACUUGGACAUGAUGUUAUAGGGCUUAAACCAAUGACCCCUGGUUUGAAAGGUAGACUUAUUUAUCAUAAGCCAUUUUUCUCCAUUUAUUUAUUAGUUUUAAGAUAUUUAUGUUUAGUUCAGAUAAUUUAACCUUUUUGAAAUAAUACUUUUAAGAGCAUUGAAUUAUUGAAUUGAUAUUUUACAGCUGCAUUAUAUGUAGAUAUACAGUGUUGUUGCUUAUUUCUAGACACACUAAUGUUGCACUCAUUUUAUAUCGCUUGUUUUGUUCCCAUUUUGAUAAUAAAAUGAAUCUUAUUUGA
Molecule: messenger RNA, 3245 nt
Organism: Ruditapes philippinarum (Manila clam)
Lineage: Eukaryota; Metazoa; Mollusca; Bivalvia; Venerida; Veneridae
Product: ubiquitin carboxyl-terminal hydrolase 30-like
Exons: 8
Coding region: 77-1555 (492 amino acids)
Biological process (GO): protein deubiquitination
Cellular component (GO): cytosol; nucleus
Molecular function (GO): cysteine-type deubiquitinase activity; cysteine-type endopeptidase activity
Source: RefSeq, a predicted model, not a curated record